AUGGAUCAAACGGGUCAACAUAACGGGUCAACCUCUGGAAUGAAAUUUAGCAACCAAACUCUCCCAGUAUUUGUGGAUCCUAACCUGAUCAGCAAUUUGAGAGUCAGUGAUAAUACCUUCAUAAAUGGGACUAGUCCUAAUGAUGUCACUCCUGUUUCUACCCGUUCAAAUCCGUAUGUCCAAAUCCAAUCAUCCGAAGGCAGCCCUCACGAGGAUCUCGAUCUUAGUGAUAUGGUUCUCAAGUACAUAAACCACAUCCUCAUGGAAGAGGACGUGGAAGAAAAGGCCUCCAUGUUCGAAGAGUCGGCAGCUCUUCAAGCCGCCGAGAAAUCAUUCUACGAGGUCAUCGGCAAACAAUACCCUAUUUCCAAACACUACAGUAGUAAGCGUGUCCUCGAUCUGAAUCAGACCUUUGUGGUGGACCCCUCCGAAAAUUCAUCAAACAGCACGAAAACCUUGUCCCCUGACUGGAAUUAUGAUGCCACUAAUGUUGUCCCUUCACAAUCUUCGCAUAGUUCGUCGAGCAGCAAUGGCACCAUUACCGACUUCCCCAUCGAUUCUCCCGUGAGCACCUUAAAAAUUCCCGAUAUAUUUUCCGAUAGUCGAUCGGCUAUGCAGUUUAAGAAAGGAGCAGAGGAAGCAAGCAGAUUCCUACCUACCGACAGCAAACUUGUUCUUAAUCCACUUGAGAAGGCACAAAAUCCAUCCUCAGUAUCGAGGGGAAAAAGGAACCCUCCCCACGAAACCCCAGGCUUGCAAGAGGACGAAAGGAGUAACAAACAAUCAGCCAUCUACACAGAGUCGAACGUGAGUCCCGCCAUGUUCGACAUGGUUCUUUUAUGCAGCGAUGGGAAAAACGAGCAAGCCAUCCGUGAAGAACUCAUCGAGGUCACCAAAAGCACCCCACCGCAUAACAUCCCGCCGCACGAGCCGGACACUGGAAAAAACACGACCAAGAAAAAAAAACGAGGCAAAAGAAAUGUCGUCGACAUGCGGACACUUUUGACCCUAUGCGCACAGGCUGUGGCGGCCGAUGACCGCCGAACGGCAUCCGAAUUUCUCAAACAGAUUCGACAGCACUCGAGCCCAACAGGCGACGGCAUGCAGAGGCUGGCCCAUUACUUCGCCCAGGGCCUCGAGGCCCGUUUGGCCGGGUCCGGCACACAGAUAUACAAAUCCCUCUUCAAUAUGCCAACAUCGGCUGCCGACUUCCUCAGAGCCUACCACAUAUACCUCGCCACCUGUCCCUUCCGGAAGCUCUCGAAUUUCUUCUCGAACCGGACCUUCAUGAACGUGGCCAGCGACGUCUCGACUCUCCACAUCGUCGACUUCGGCAUUCUCUACGGCUUCCAGUGGCCAUGUUUGAUACAGCGCCUCUCGACCAGGCCCGGCGGGCCCCCGAGGCUCCGGAUCACAGGGAUUGACUUUCCUUGCCCGGGCUUCCGACCCGCGGAGCGGGUCGAAGAAACGGGCCGACGCCUGGCCCGUUACGCGGAGACCUUCAAAGUCCCGUUCGAGUUCAACGCCAUUGCCCAGAAGUGGGAGACGGUCAGGCUCGUUGAUCUCGGGAUUAAGAAUGACGAGACAGUUGUGGUCAACUGCCUGUACAGGUUCCGGAACCUUUUAGACGAGACGGUGGUGCUCAACAGCCCGCGUAAUGUUGUGUUGAGCCUCAUCAGGCAGAUGAACCCGGCCGUUUUUGUGAUGGGGAUAGUGAACGGGGCCUAUAACGCGCCUUUUUUCAUCACGAGGUUUCGGGAGGCGCUUUUCCAUUACUCGUCGUUUUUCGACAUGUUGGACGAGAAUAUCCCUAGGGAGACGCCCGAGCGAGUGCUGCUGGAGAAGUCGAUAUUGGGUCGGGAGGCGAUGAACGUGAUCGCGUGCGAGGGGGCGGAGAGGAUCGAGAGGCCCGAGACGUACAAGCAGUGGCAGGUGAGGAAUAUGAGGGUGGGGUUCGAGCAGCUGCCGCUGGAUGAGGAGCUGAUGAGGAUAGCGAGGGGGAGGGUAAAAUCGUCAUAUCACAAGGAUUUCAUCGUGGAUGAGGACGGGCACUGGCUGCUGCAGGGGUGGAAGGGGCGUAUUGUGUACGCGCUUUCGACGUGGAGGCCCGCUUGUUGA
Molecule: messenger RNA, 2118 nt
Organism: Striga asiatica
Lineage: Eukaryota; Viridiplantae; Streptophyta; Magnoliopsida; Lamiales; Orobanchaceae
Source: the annotation of a GenBank genome assembly